Molecule: messenger RNA, 4003 nt
Organism: Pangasianodon hypophthalmus (striped catfish)
Lineage: Eukaryota; Metazoa; Chordata; Actinopteri; Siluriformes; Pangasiidae
Gene: cracdla
Product: cracd like a
Exons: 10
Coding region: 198-3416 (1072 amino acids)
Source: RefSeq, a predicted model, not a curated record
GCCACGCGCAGCCGCUCGGAUACAGCGGCGCUGAGGCGCUCUGAGGCAGAGAGCCAGACUACCGACUUUGGAUAGUAGUUCUGUUGAAGUGGGAGGACCUAUGAAGAAAAUGAUAUGUAGGCCACAUGGGAUCAGGAGGGAAGGAACAAUGAAAAUUUAAGAGGAAGAAGAUACUCAAGUUUACGCUGUUUGGAAAAAUGAAGAAAAAGGGGAAUGUGGGUGUGAUGAAGCAGAGUAAGUCAGCUAGUGACAUUACACGAGGAAUUCUGGACCUAAAAGAUGACUUUCGCUGUUUCCAGAGCAGGCUGGGAACCAGGUCAUUGUCACAUGACAGUAUCUUUCUGUCAGAAAACCGUCAAUCAGACCCUGAGCCACCAAGGGUUCUUUCCCAGGAGAAUGGCCAUAGAAAAAUCCAAGCACUCCAAAUGAAGCUACAGACACAAAAGAUGCAUCUUGGCCCACCACCUCUGGUGUUGCCUAUUAAACAAACUGAAGACCAUCAACACCCCACUGAAGUCCUGACAUUGGCCAAAAACCUGCCACACAAGUCCCACCUGAAGUCUUCAUCACAAGGAGUUUUACCCCAUCCAAUCAGCCCUACACUGCCACGAUUAUAUUCCUCUGCACCUUUACCUGGGGUAGAUUUCAGCACCCUUCCCCAGUUUAUCCCCUGCCUAGACAACUCUGCUGCCCGCCAUCGGAUGUCCAUUAAACCUCGGAAUCAGAGAGCCAGCACUAAGAGCAGAAGAAUGCCCACCUCAAAUGGAAGCAGACCUCGCUCAGAGAGUAUGAUCAUCCUGGAGCGGCCUCUAACUGAAAGUAAAGAAGAGGACGGGAUAGCUGUCACCAAGGACAUGACCCGUGUUCGCUCCUACUCCUCGCAGAUCAUUAGGCCAGGGAAGGGCCUAACCGCUACUCCAAUCAAAAGCCCGUGUCCCACUUCACCACUAAAAUUACUGGUGGGAGCUAAUGAUGAUUAUCACCCACGUGCUGUGAGUCAAUGUAAAGGAAAGGAUGAGCCUGCUGUGAGCACCACUGCAGAUAAAGGAACUAAGCAGAUACUGAAAUCGGCAGAAGGCAUGGUUGCUAAACGUCCUAGGUCAGCUGGGCCAAUCAGUCAUAAAGGGAGUGGAGACCAUAAAGAGAGUCUCUAUAGCUCCAAACUUAAGGGUGUUGAAGGCAAUGCUGUGCCGAAUGUAUGCUCUGUAUAUACUACGAGUCCCAUUUCGUUAGGUACUGAGCAGUCUCAGCCUAAAACUGAAAAGGUAUUUAAUACAAUAACGACUCAUUUUAAGGGAAAUACAUUGAACAGGAACAGGGUCCAAGAUACAAUGCAGGAAAAUUAUCUUCAAGGCCAGCCACUGAAACCCCUUUCAAUGCACAGAAAUACAUCACCCUUAGAUGACAAAUUUGAGGUCAGAAAUGUACACCAAAUCUCUUCAGUGCCACUUUCCAGUGAGGAGGGCUGCCUACAAGAGGCCAUAACCCAACAACGGUCUCUAAGCUUUUCUGUCUCCUCAGAUGAAAGUCACGAGAGGCAGAGAACUGGAAGCUUCACUGGACACUUCACUGGACAGAUGGAGCAAGCAGGAGGAAAGAGAGAGCAUGUCUUCCCAUUCAUAAAACUUUCACCAAACCUCAAAACACAGGAUCUACACAAGAAUGCACAAGUAAAGGCAACAGGGAAGGAUCCAUCACAGACAGGUGCUACCAGCACUCCAGCAGUUUCAACCAAACCUAGAGAUCUGACAAUAACUGUGACUGCUGGCCAAGAAAGAGGGGAGAGUCCAGCAAAUAAACCCCGAGACAUGGCAGUGGAGACUCAGGAGGGAGUUGAAGAGGCAGAUGAGGCAAAUAAGGAGCUGAAAAUGAACAAGGUCAGUAAGGAGAAGAAAGAGGAAAGCAGUGCUUCUGAAGUGAAGCUGCAUACCACGUCUCAAUCAGAGGUCACUGUCAAACAGCAUAACACUGAGGUCAGGAGUCUGAGCACACGUUGGCUGCCAGAAUCUUCUACUCCUAUAGCUGUAGUCCAGAAUGACAGCAAGGUGGGGCCUGGAAGAGAAACUUGCACAGUUCUCAGAAGUCCUCCACUCUAUAACACUGAGCUCUUUACCUCUGCUGAGUCUCCGGUAUUCUCCAGUAUUCGAUCUGAGAGUGCCAGAAGGGACCAAGAGAGAGCUGGACUAAUUAGAUUUCCUGAUUUGCAGGCUUCAGCUCAAUCGCCACGGUCACCUAUUAACAUCACUAUGAGUACGCCAGUGUGUGUGAUGGAGAAAAGUCCUCUACAAACAAGUACAUAUGAGUCAAGAGAGGCUUCCACUGAGCUAUCCUGGAUGACAAUGGCCCGAGAAAAGACCAGAAGCCUCCAGCAACUCUUUACAAACACACUGAAUGACCUUGCCGGCCUGCAGACAGCCACACGACCAGCUGCAUCUCCACUAACCCAGAUAUCUUCACAGCCCAGUGCAGGAUCUAUGAGGCCCAAACAACAAACAUCAUCUGCACAGCCCUCUGUCAGUCCAUUAGAGACUCAACUACCGACUGUACAUGCUUCUGUUAGGGCAACACAUCCAACUCAACCACCAACUCAGAAGUCUUCCAUCAGCCUGGCACAGCUAUCUGUAGAUCAGUCAGGAGGAGUAGAUUUCUCCUUAAAACAAACUCUUUACCCAACAAGUCAAGUACAAACAACACAUCUCGGUGCCAGACCAGGACAAAUGUCUACUCGCUCAGCUACAAAACCAGUGCAAUUGACAGGAACUUAUAUAUCACCUACCCAAUUCAAUUCUCAGAUAAUGCAUGCAGCAGAGCAGCAAUUAUCCCAGAUGUCAAUACAUCAGGCCCAUCCAAUCCAGCAGUCUCUACCACAAAGUGUGACAAAACCUCAAUCACCACAAUCCCUUCAUCUAUCGUUGAGCCCAAAGCUGACACCCCAUCAGCCUGAUCAUCAAUCACCCUCACCAGUUUCACAGCCCAGGCCACUUGGGGAAAACUUGUCCUCUUUGCCUUUAGGGAAUGUGGACUGGACCUCCAUGCCCCGGGGAAAAAGCCCAGCAGAAAGCCAAGCUCAGUAUGCAGGAGGCAUGGGGAGCAGGGCUUUAUUUAGCGAGCAAUCGCACCACCAAAAACCUGAUGCAGUCAAGGUAGUGGGCCAGAAAUCUACACCAGACUCCCGAACCUAUCAGUCUUUGGAUGAAUUUCUAACCAUUUCCAGUCAUCGCAAGUUCACAGAAUUAGCAGUUUCCCCUGGUCCCAUGAGGCUAGACCACGAGGUCAAAUAUCAGAAGAAAACAUUACCACCACCAUCACCUUCUUCAUCAUCAUGUCUUCAGUCAAACAGUGAUAGUAGACAACCUUCCUGGCUGGAGCUGGCAAAGAGGAAAUCCAUGGCAUGGAGUGACAAGACUAUGGACUAAAUUAGAUAUGAGAGCAUACUAAAUUAUAAAAUUUCAGGAAGGACUGAGAAGACAGAAUAUCUGAUCUAUCAAGUUUGUGUGUUUGUGUGGGUGAGCAGAUGAAAAAGCUGUGGAAGGAGAAAGAAAAAAACAGAAAGUACAGGAAGAAGAAAAAAGGUCUUGCAACUCCCACAAACACACAGUUACACAAUUUUUUCGUAUACCCUUGGUUAUGUUGUUCUCAGGUUUAUCACAUUGUUGUUUUAUUAAGGAAUUAUAAUAUAAUAUAUAAAAAUAUAAAUUUUUAAUCCAUUUAUAAAUUAUACUUUUUGCUUGACUAAAUGUGACCAAUUUUAAUUAUAAGUUAAUGUUUGGAAUUACAGAAUUAAAUGCAUAUUAGAAGAGGUAGAAUUAUGGUAAGUUUGUCUUUGAACCAUUAAAGUAUGUGUAUAAAAAUGAAAUAUAACAGUUAUACAAGACAGUUAUGAACAAUUAAACUUCAUUUUGAAAAGGAUUUUGCAAUGAACUGGUUUAACUGGUUUGAGGGAAAUUACACUUCCAUAAUUAUUAGUCAGAAUACUGUAUUUCUGCAAAGUUCAGUUAGUAAG